Messenger RNA from Ficedula albicollis (Collared flycatcher), 985 nucleotides. RefSeq names its product polypeptide N-acetylgalactosaminyltransferase 9. The transcript has 6 exons. Bases 8 to 850 code for a protein of 280 amino acids. The record is from RefSeq and is a predicted model, not a curated record. Lineage: Eukaryota; Metazoa; Chordata; Aves; Passeriformes; Muscicapidae. Gene Ontology annotation, cellular component: Golgi apparatus.
ACCAGCCAUGAUUGGAUGCUCUUUCGUGGUGGACCGAGAGUAUUUUGGUGAGAUUGGCCUGCUUGACCCUGGCAUGGAGGUUUAUGGAGGAGAAAACAUUGAAUUAGGCAUGAGGGUGUGGCAGUGCGGGGGCAGCAUGGAGGUGCUGCCCUGCUCGCGCGUGGCGCACAUCGAGCGCACCAAGAAGCCCUACAACAACGACAUCGACUACUACGCCAAGCGCAACGCCCUGCGCGCCGCCGAGGUCUGGAUGGAUGACUUCAAGUCACACGUCUACAUGGCCUGGAACAUCCCCAUGGCAAACCCCGGAGUUGACUUUGGAGACGUCUCUGAAAGGAUUGCUCUGCGACAGCGGCUGCAGUGCCGGAGCUUUAAGUGGUACUUGGAGAACGUGUACCCUGAGAUGAGGGUUUACAAUAACACAGUCACUUAUGGAGAGGUGCGGAACAGCAAAGCCAGUGGCUACUGCCUGGACCAGGGGGCUGAAGAGGAUGACAAAGCCAUCCUGUAUCCAUGCCAUGGCAUGUCCUCCCAGCUUGUCCGCUACAGCUCGGAAGGUGUCCUGCAGCUGGGGCCCCUGGGCUCCACCGCCUUCCUGCCCGACUCCAAGUGCCUGGUGGACGAUGGCAAGGGCAGGACACCCACCCUCAAGAAGUGUGAAGACGUCCUGAGGCCAGCACAGAGGUUCUGGGAUUUCACACAGAAUGGUCCAAUCAUCAGCAGAGACACUGGCCGUUGUCUAGAAGUGGAAAUGUCAAAGGAUGCAAAUUUUGGGCUCAGAUUAGUUGUACAGAGGUGCUCGGGGCAGAAGUGGAUGAUUAGAAACUGGAUCAAACACGCUCGGCACUGACCGGGGGGCUGAGCUGCCUCUCCUGCCAGUGUCCCUUGCUCAGUGUGCCAUAUCUCGUGAGGCAUUUGUCUUAAAGCAAAUUUGAACAGGUCUUGGCUCUCAAGACUCCUCCAUAGCUGGGCAUUCCAAGGAAAG